AGGCUGCUCAAGAGUUGCCACCUAGCCCUUUCCCUUCGGCUACGCGCUCCUCGCUUCCGCCAUGUCAGUAGUGGAUGGCCUGCCGUUUGGGGAUGACAAGAAGGAGUACAUCGUGCAGACGCUGGACCCCAUCUUGGAGGAAAUGGUCAGCGAUGUGCUGACCGAGAUGCCGGAUGUGCCUUUGGACUACAUGAUCCAGUGGAUGAACAAGCGCGCGGGCAAGGCGGCAUCAUUGAGUGAGAUCGUGUCAGUGUCACAAAAGAACCAGAUGCUCAAGCAGGAGCUGAGCCAGCUCCAGGGCUCCUUGGAGGAGGCGAGCACCGCGGCGGCGGGCGGGGACGAGGAACAGGAGGAAGAGGAGGAGGACGACGACGAUUGUGAUGAGAUCCCCGAGUCCUUCCGAAAGUCCGAAGAGAGCAUGGGCAAGACCCGCACCUCCGUGAGCGCGGAAGCCUACGGCACUUGGAACCAGAAGCAGGCCUUCACGCCGCCGGACCACCCGAAGACGGACGAGCAGAAGCAGCGCCUGAAGCAGACCUUGUCCAAGAGCUUCAUGUUUUCCACCUUGGAGGAGAAGGACAUGCAGCUGGUGAUCGGGGCCAUGAAGGAGUGCAAGUUCGAGGCGAGUGCGAAGGUCAUCAACGAGGGCGACAACGGGGACUUCUUGUUCGUCAUCGAGAAGGGGGCGCUGAAUUGCCUGAAGUCCGUGGGUGGCGAAGAGAAGGUGGUGAAGACGGUGAACGAGGGCGACGUCUUCGGGGAGUUGGCCUUGUUGUACAACUGCCCCCGCGCCGCAUCGGUGGUGGCCAAAGAUGAAUGCAUUUGCUGGCAGCUGGACCGCGAGUCCUUCAACCACAUCGUGAAGGACGCCGCGGUGGCCCGGCGCAACAAGUACGACGAGUUCCUGAGGUCCGUGAAUCUGCUGUCCUCCCUGGGGGACUACGAGCGCUCCCAGAUCUCCGACGCGCUUGUGGCGGAGACCUGCAAGAAGGGGGACACCAUCGUGAAGCAGG
This is a messenger RNA of Effrenium voratum, 1013 nucleotides long. NCBI's taxonomy places the organism in Eukaryota, Dinophyceae, Suessiales, Symbiodiniaceae. The record is from the annotation of a GenBank genome assembly.